AUGGGUUUUGUUCCCAAAAAUAAUGAAGUUUGGGGUGCAUACACUGAGAAUUCGAUUACAUAUGUAGGCACAAACUUCGUUGGGAAUGUUACUUCCACUGCUGAAUUCCAUGUAUUUGAAUAUAUAAUUUUCUCUUAUUCCUCGAAUGGUACUGUCGACUACUGUGGAUCUAGCUCUACUGUUUGUCGUUUUGUAGGAUAUCACAAUUACAAUCUUCCAAGAGAUCGUUAUUGCUUCAUUGUCGUAAAUCCAAACGAUGUAGACUAUUACAUAGUGAUAGUAUAUUCUUUCGGAGGUUCCGGAACAAAUGCUUUUGGCUCCAGUACUUGUCGUAGCAUCGAUAAAUCUGCAGACUUGCCUAAGAAAACCAUUCCGCUCGCGAUUUUAGUACGAAAAUACCCCACGAUAAGAUUGCUGAUAGGCUCUCACAAUAUCAGAAGUAAUUAUAAGAAAAAAUCUCAAGAAUAA
Messenger RNA from Cetraspora pellucida, 468 nucleotides. The record is from the annotation of a GenBank genome assembly. NCBI's taxonomy places the organism in Eukaryota, Fungi, Glomeromycota, Glomeromycetes, Diversisporales, Gigasporaceae.